AUGAAGUUCUUCACCGCUGCUAUUGUUUCAUCUCUCCUCGCCAUCGCGAGCGCCACCCCUACGCUGCAGUGCUCUGAGGCUGACAGAUUCGGUGGUGUCGCCGUCUCUCCUACGACCUUCGCAGCGGGUGAUAACGUCCAGAUCAGCGCGGACUUCACCUGUGCAGUCCAGCACUACGGACACAUCCCCAAGUACACCGAUUACUACAUCGAAGUGCCCCAGGGAAACAACGGCCACGAGCCUCCUAUCCUGCUCGCUCGCCGUGAGCCUGCUGCGGGUGCUACGUCGGACUCGUUCUCCGUUCAGAUCCCUCACGCGUACUACUUCGGGGACGCCAGCUACGUAGUCAUCAUGGACGUGACCUUCGCAUCCAACGGUACUGACGGCAGCCCCUACUAUUCCGUCGGUGGCGUCGAGGCUCCCGUCAUCAUCACGGGUGCUACCAACUAA
Messenger RNA from Gloeophyllum trabeum ATCC 11539, 450 nucleotides. RefSeq lists its product as uncharacterized. The record is from RefSeq and is a predicted model, not a curated record. Bases 1 to 450 code for a protein of 149 amino acids. NCBI's taxonomy places the organism in Eukaryota, Fungi, Basidiomycota, Agaricomycetes, Gloeophyllales, Gloeophyllaceae. The transcript is spliced from 3 exons.